AUGCAUGUUGUAAACAUAAAAUGUCAUGAGCCGUCGAAGGUCACAGAACUUCAGCAUAGUGGUUCGAUAGAUCUGUGCUGGGCCGCCCACACGAAAAUAUGUCGUAUGCCUUCAUGGAGGCGUAGACCAGGGUCUCGACUUGCUGUCGUAAAGGGCGGCAGAGUUGCUACCACAUCGGCUGGUGAUGUCGAUUACGAUUUCUGA
Messenger RNA from Cetraspora pellucida, 204 nucleotides. Lineage: Eukaryota; Fungi; Glomeromycota; Glomeromycetes; Diversisporales; Gigasporaceae. The record is from the annotation of a GenBank genome assembly.